Messenger RNA from Verticillium nonalfalfae, 5187 nucleotides. RefSeq lists its product as uncharacterized. Lineage: Eukaryota; Fungi; Ascomycota; Sordariomycetes; Glomerellales; Plectosphaerellaceae. The transcript has 2 exons. The record is from RefSeq and is a predicted model, not a curated record. The coding region runs from base 1 to 5187 and encodes 1728 amino acids. Gene Ontology annotation, biological process: barbed-end actin filament capping; mitotic actomyosin contractile ring assembly; actin filament bundle assembly. Gene Ontology annotation, molecular function: actin binding; small GTPase binding. Gene Ontology annotation, cellular component: cell division site; mating projection tip.
AUGUCGGCCAGCGACAAGUCGAGGCAGUCUUCUGGCGGCAAGUCCUUUUUCUCCAGAAACAGGAACAAGGACAAGGACAAAGACAAACGAUUCACAAGCGAUGAAGGUCGCCAUCUCGCUUCGGGCGACAACUACGACACGGCCAGCAUCGCACCCAGCACCCUAGGCUCGCGGUCGUCUCGCCACAACCGCGACUCCUCCAUCGUCUCCGUUGAUCGCGCGUAUUCAGACGACGGCCUCAGUCCCAUGGCUGGUGUCAUGACCAGCAUACCCUACGACAGCGUUCCAGCCGAUUCACGAUCCCCGAUAUCCGUCGACUACCUACCCAAGCCCGACCAGGCCCCGGUGCGCCGCGAACUGCUACCUCACCAGCUGAACAAGGCGACAAGCGACUUUCACCAAUACCCCAACAUUGACCCUUCCGCAAUGCAGCCCGUCGCCGGAUCCCAUCUUUCGGCGGCACGGCCGUCUGCCGGUCCUGGUGGGACCAACAUCACCAUGGCCACGACCGGCCGCCAGACCAUGUUGCAACAGUGGGGGCCAGGCCCUGCACGCAGUAGCGUCGCGAGCACGGUGAACGGCGCUCACAAUCCCAGAUACGAUUCCUACAUGACCUCUGCAGGUCGCAAUUCAGCUGAUCAUUCCAGCGUCUUCUCAGGUAAUGGAGGUACCCACGAAAUGACAGCAGCCCGCUCAUCAAAACUAGCACUGCCGAGUGCUUCGUCACAGAGCUCCUUCUCGCCGCACCAGUCCUACUACAGAGACUCGCACCGUCUGACGAAAUUCCCCGGCAUGAUGAGCGCCCCUCCCACCGGCGGCGGCCACGAGAGCUUUUACUUCCCUAAACCGGACGAUGACCAUGUCAUCGAUCAAAUGUUCCUCGCCCUGAUGCAGAAGAGAGGAUGGCAUAACCUCCCGGAGCAGGCCAAACGCCAGAUGGUCGCAUAUCCGGCUUCCAAGAAAUGGACCCUGCUGCACCAGGACCGCCUUGCCGAAUGGCAAGGCGAGCAGAAGAGGAGGCAGACGGCAAGGCCAAACCAGUUCCCCGGACAGUUUGCGACCCCAGAUAUCCUAGUAUCCUCCGACGAGGAAGGUUCCCCGGAAUGGUACGUCCGACGCGUGAUGGACAACAGCUUGGACACGAAGGGACUGGGGAGCCUCGAAGUCAACCUCAGAACCCAACAAAUAGGAUGGGUCAAGCGCUUCAUCGAGUGUCAGGGGCAGGUGGCCAUGACAAACGUCUUGCUCAAGAUCAACCGGAAGACGGCUCUGGGCCCGGCGGCUCCCGACCAAAAGGGUCCCGAUCGAAACCUGGAUCGCGAAUAUGAAAUCAUCAAGUGUCUCAAGGCCUUGAUGAACAACAAAUUUGGCGCCGAUGAUGCCCUGGCUCACCAGCAGGUUGUCAUAUCACUUGCAACAUCACUCAUCUCCCCACGACUCAUGACAAGAAAGCUGGUCAGCGAGGUGUUGACAUUCCUGUGUCACUGGGCCGAUGGGCAAGGCCAUCUCAAAGUCAUCCAGGCAUUGGAUGCCGUCAAGAGCCAGGCAGGUGAGAAUGGACGAUUCGACGCCUGGAUGCGCCUGGUCGAGGUCACUGUCGAUGGCCGCGGCAAGAUGGGCAGCUUGGUUGGUGCGAGCGACGAAGUCCGCAGCGGCGGCAUUGGCAUGGAGAACCUGCUCAUGGAAUAUGCCGUGGCCACGAUGAUUCUCAUCAACAUGAUUGUCGAUACGCCAAGGGAGCUUGAAAUGCGGAUACAUAUCAGAGCCCAGUUUCUGGCUUGCGGCAUCAAGAGGAUCCUCACCAAGAUGGAGUCGUUCCAAUACGAUCUCAUCGAUAAGCAACUCGAGCGCUUCCGAACCAACGAAGCUAUCGACUACGAGGAUAUGCUCGAGAGGGACAACAGCAGCAUCAAGGACUCCAUCGAUGCCGAGGUCAAGGACCUGAACGACCCCGUCCAGAUUGUUGAUGCCAUCCAGCAGCGGCUUCAGGGCAGCAAGACCCAAGACUACUUCCUCUCGGCGCUUCAGCACCUGUUGCUCAUUCGCGACACGGAUGGCGAGGAGCGCCUGCGCAUGUUCCAGCUCGUGGACUCCAUGUUGAGCUAUGUAGCGAUGGACCGCAGGUUACCGGACAUGGACUUGAAGCAGAGCCUCAACUUUACCGUCCAAAGUCUUUUGGAUAAACUGCACACCGACUCGGAGGCCCGACAAGCUCUCGAUGAAUCUGUGGAGGCGCGGCAGAUCGCAGAUGCCGCCAUGGCCGAGCGCGACGAGAUGAAGGCUCAGCUCGAAUUGGGCGCCGACGGCCUCGUGGCGAAGCUUCAAAAACAGCUCGAGGAACAGCAGAGGUUCAUCGAUGCUCAACGGCGACAAGCGGAGGGGCUCAAGGCCGAACUCGAGAACCUCCAGACUGUGCGUCAGAAAGAAGCACAGCGCAACGAGCUGGAGACCCGAGAGCUUUACCUUAUGCUCAGAGAUGCGCAGGAUGUCGCGGCAUCCAACGCCGCCAAGGGCAACAGUAAAAUCCCAGCAGAGGACCCGACACGUAUGCAGGGCAUCCUCGACCGUGAACGCCUCAUGGAGCGUCUGCAGAUGCAGAUUGAGCGCCAGAAGACGCAAUUCAAGCUCGAAGGCAGGGUAUGGGGGGACGCCGUGGGACCGUCUGACCGUCUGCGGGCACUGCGUGAAGAGAUGGACGACGGCAGUGGCCCUCAGGGCGCCGGCACACCGCCAAGGGACUUUACCAACAGCAUGCUGGGCAGCGUCCAACGCCACACCAAGAUCAGCCGCAAGCCGGUCGGUCCUCGCACUGGCGGCGGUGAAGACGAUCUGGCCGAGGAUGGCGAGGACGACGAUGUCGUCUAUGAGGUGCCCCGUAUGGUCGAGAUCAGGAGGCCCGUCGUGGAUGCCAAACAGCAAGCCGCCCUUCACGGCGAAAUGGCCAACAAAUUCAAAAAAUACGACGCCAGCGACUCGGAGGAUGGCGAAGGUACCACGACGGAGUCCGCUCCGCUCGUCACACCAGCAGGUGCCGAUACGCCCAAGAUCGAAGUCACCAGCGCCGCUCCGCCCCCGCCACCUCCACCCCCGAUGCCCGGCCAAGGUGGCGCACCCCCUCCGCCUCCGCCUCCGCCUCCACCACCUCCUCCUCCUCCUCCUCCUCCUCCGCCCCCGAUGCCCGGCAUGCUCUCUCCUGGCGGUGGGCCACCACCGCCGCCGCCGCCUCCCCCUCCUCCGCCAAUGCCGGGUGCGCCUGGUAUGCCUCCGCCGCCGCCGCCCCCAAUGCCUGGCGCGAUAUCUGGACACUUCCUGUCGCAGAACACGGCAAGCUUUUCCACAGGACCCUCGAUCGGGCUGCCCGUGGUUCGGCCCAAGAAGAAGCUCAAGGCCCUCCACUGGGACAAGGUCGAUUCGCCAAUGGCGACGCACUGGGCCGCUCAUACCCCGUCUGCGGAGGAGCGUGAGGAGAAGUAUCUCGAGCUCAGUCGCAAGGGCAUUUUGGACGAGGUCGAGAAGCUCUUCAUGGCCAAGGAAACGAAAAGACUCGGCCAAGGUGGUGCGAAGAAGGAUGACAAGAAGCAGAUCAUCUCUGCUGAUCUGCGCAAAGCGUUUGAAAUCGCACUCGCCAAGUUGUCACAGAUCUCUGUCGAAAAGAUUGUGCAGAUGAUUAUACACUGCGAUAACGAUAUCCUCAAUAACAACGUGGUCAUGGAUUUCCUACAGAGGGAGGAUCUCUGCAACAUCUCGGACAAUACCGCCAAGCUUAUGGCACCCUACAGCAAAGACUGGACCGGUGCCGAGUCCGACAAGGAGAACAGGGAGCAGGACCCCGAGGAGCUCACACGGCAGGACCAGAUCUACCUGUUUACUGCGUUUGAGUUGCACCACUACUGGAAGAGCCGAAUGCGCGCGCUGGCCUUGACGAAGAGCUACGAGACGGACUACGACGAGAUCACGGACAAGAUUCGCAAGGUCAUGGCCGUCUCCGAAUCGCUGCGAGACUCGGUGUCUCUUAUGAACGUUCUCGGUCUCAUUCUCGAUAUUGGCAACUACAUGAACGAUGCCAACAAGCAAUCUCGCGGUUUCAAGCUCAGCUCCCUGGCGCGUCUGGGUAUGGUCAAGGACGACAAGAACGAGUCGACGCUCGCUGAUCUGGUCGAGCGCAUCGUGCGUAACCAGUACCCCGAGUGGGAGAACUUUGCCACCGACAUUGGUGAUAUUGUGGCGGUGCAGAAGAUCAACAUUGAGCAGCUGCAGUCCGACGCCAAACGAUACAUGGACAAUGUCCGCAACGUCCAGAUGUCGCUCGACUCGGGCAACCUCAGCGACUCGAAGAAGUUCCAUCCCCAGGAUCGCGUGGGGCAGGUGGUCCAGAGGCACAUGAAGGAUGCGCGCAGAAAGGCCGAAGAGAUGGAGCUCUACCUGGAGGAGAUGUCCAAGUCGUACAACGACAUUAUGACCUUUUACGGCGAGGACCCCACGGACGACAACGCGCGGCGAGACUUCUUCUCGAAGCUGGCGUCGUUCCUCACGGACUGGAAGAGGUCGCGCGAGAAGAACAUGCAGUACGAGGAGACACGAAGGCGUAACGAAGCCUCGAUGAAACGCAAGCAUGCGCAGCUCAAGGUGACGGGUGGCGCGGUCGAGGGCGCGCCUCCGUCCCCGUCGAGCACGGGCGCGAUGGACUCGCUGCUCGAGAAGCUGCGCGCAGCGGCACCCCAGACGCGCGACCAGAGAGAUCGACGGCGCAAGGCGCGUCUCAAGGACCGGCACCAGGUCCGCGUGGCCUCGGGCCAGAAGAUCCCCGACCUCAACGAGAUACCCGAGGUGGAGGCGGCGCUCCAGACAAAGGAGGCCGUCAUCGACGAAGAAGGAAGCGUUGUCAGCCCAGGGCUGUCUUCGCCCCGGGAGGGCGGAGAGGACGAUGUGGCGGCGCGCGCGGCGCUGCUCUUGCAGGGCAUGCGCGGUGGCGAUGGAGCGGACGACGACGACCCUGAGAAGAGGGAGAGCAUCCGCCGAUCGAGGCGGCAGACGGCAGAGGAAGAGAGGAAGAUGAGGAGGAGGAGACGGGAAAAGGCCAGCACGGUGAGCUCGAGCGACGGCGGCGACGCGGCGACGCAGGCCGAGACGAGCAAGGAGGAUAUACCCCCGACACCAACCAUUGAAGAGACCCCGGCAGAGACGUGA